GGGCACAACAAAAGAUGUGGUCUGGCCUUCGUUGCACUUUCGAACCCUCACCUUACUGUAUUUCUCCGAGGCAACCCCUGCCAUCCCACCAUGGCCCAAAUCAACUCUUCACUCUUCACGCUACCGUUGCCUUCCACUCCUCUUCUUCCACGCCCCAGCCUCUCUGAUCCCUGCUUCACUCUGUGGUCUAGCUAGGUAGUUGAAUCUCUCAGAACCUAACCAUGCCCCGAGCACCGCCUUCGCUGUUUCGCAACGUUACUCCUGAAUAUGUGGCAGUAGUUCUCGCCUCGUCGGCAGGAUCACGGCUGUUUCCCAUCACGUCCAAUGAACUUCCCAAGCACAUGAUGCCCGUGGGUGGAAUUCCAGUUCUCUCUCGGUUACUGACGGCCAUUGAAGCCAGUGGAUUUCAAGAAUGUGUUGUGGUUCUGGCUCGUGAUGAUCCAGUGACAAUGCCUCAUUUGAAAGCGGAUUUACUCAAUAACGAGAAUACAAAUAGUGGCAGCUGCGCCGAUGACACGAUGACGGGAAGUUAUCGCAUUUCUUCCAGCAAGCCCAAUGUUGUGGUGAUGGAAUCAAACAGUCACAUGAAAAUCACCAUUCUGACACUGCAGGAAGAAUGUGAAGGAUCCAUUGAUGCCGUACGACAAGUUGAGACCAUUGGUGCUGUCCCAAAGGCCAGUAAUAUGAUGGUGCUUCCAGGCGAUUUAGUGGUGUUUGAUCCAUCCGUAAUCUCCAACAUAUGCGAUACACAUCGGCAAGAAGGCAUACCAACUGUCUGCACUGUAUUGCUAGCUGAUGUCGGAGAGCAAGACGAACAUGGAGCCCCUCUGAAGGAGUCCGCCAAGGCAAAGAAAGGUGGAUUGGCCCGAGAUGAAGACGACAUUGAGUACAUUGCAUUGUCGUACAGCUCCUCCAAUGCGGCUUCGGCCCCACGUUUAGUUUGGAAACAGUUGAAAGCUGACGUCUAUGAGAGUCAAGCCAUUUCUUCCGAGACGCCCAAAUUGAAACUUCCAAAGCCAUUGCUCCGAAUGGGGGGCAUGACACGAUUACGAACGGAUUGGAAUGAUGUACAUGUCUAUGUUUUCUCCCCGUGGGUUCGACGCCUCAUUGUUGAAAGAAAGUCGCUCCUGACCAUUCAGGGAGAUUUGUUGCCACUUUUGAUAUCUCGACAAUUCCAAGGCGUAUCCAAAACAUUUGGCCGUCAAGUAGAGGAAGAAGUUGUGCGAGACGUUCUACUCACAAGUCCAGACCUAGCAAGCCUUGCUGGAGGUCCCACUGAUGACGGAGACGGCGGAGGGAGGCCCUCCGUGAGCCAGUCUGCGGUUGCUAAUACCGAUUAUGACAUCCUUGCUCAUGUGCAAGAUGAAGCUGUUCGAGCGCAGACAAUCUCAUCGUACUUGCAUGCAAGCCGAGAGGUGUUGAAUCAGGCAUGUGCGACUCCUGAAGAAGGGCCGACAUCAUCCAAGCCGAAUCCAUGCUUGCAACUCCCUCCCAACACAUUGGUUCGCAGCAAGUUUCAUUCCAUUCUAUUGCCUGGAGCAACGACUGGCGAUAAGGUGACCAUCAAGUCUACCUCUGUUGGGAGAAACUGCAAACUGGGGGCAAAGUGCAGGUUGAACAAUGUGGUGCUCAUGGACGAUGUUACUAUUGGCAACAAUGUGACCUUGCAAAACACCAUCGUCGGAGCCAAAAGUACCAUUGGAGACAACUGCAGCUUUAACGAUUGCCAAGUUGCUCCCGGGGUGACCGUACCAUCUGGCGAGAAAGCCAAAGGCGAGACAUUCUCUGACUAG
This is a messenger RNA of Seminavis robusta, 1793 nucleotides long. NCBI's taxonomy places the organism in Eukaryota, Bacillariophyta, Bacillariophyceae, Naviculales, Naviculaceae. The record is from the annotation of a GenBank genome assembly.